AUGCCUUCCGACUAUUAUGCGGCUCUUGGAGUAUCUAGCAUAGCAUCACAAGACGAGAUUAAGAAGCAGUACAAGAAACUUGCCAUAAAGUUCCAUCCUGACAAGACAAAGGAUAAGGACCACCACCAGAAGUUCUUGCUCAUAAGGGAGGCAUAUGACACGCUAAAAGAGGAGGAGCUGCGACAGAAAUACAAUCGUGAAAAAGGAAUUGGGCUAUCACUGCGGCCAUCAACAACAUUUUCCAGAGAAACGACUUCUGGCUCCGAUUUCCCGUCCCAUUCACGCUAUCAAUACCUGCGUACGUCGUAUGGUGACACCCCUUUUGGCUCGUCCUUCUACGACUUUUACCAGCGCAGCUCCAGAAUGUAUAACGACCAUUUUAGCAGAACGUCUCGUCGUGAAGCAGCAAGGGAAAACGAUGACAAGGCGGCAAUGUACGCCGAAAUCACGCGUCAAAAAAUAAGGGAGGAUCAGGAGCGCAGACAGGCUGAGUACAUGAGAAAUGCACGCAAGCAGCGUGAAGAAGAGGAGCUCCGAAAAAAAAUGGAAGAGUCUGUACGCCGGCAGAAACAAGAGAAGAUGGCGGCGCAGACAGCACAAGAAGCUUUUGCGAAAAGCCAAGGGUUUGGCGACGCAAAAGCUGAGUAUGAGCAUGCAAAAUCAGAGGCUUAUUGUAAGGCACGUUAUGAUGAGAGUCAAUACCACAAUUCUCGUCACACAAGCGUCCCACAUGAAUUCAUAGUAGUCGAAGACGAAGAAGACGAGAGUGAAAGUGACAGUCAAACAGAUAGCGAGAAAGGAAGCUAUUAUGACAGCGAAGUAACAAACUCGAACGUGAAGCAAGAAUUCUCAACGGGGUUUGAGCCUCUGACAGGAGGCAGCCCGGAGAAUCUAAGCAAUGAAGGAGAGGAGGCGAAUGAAGAUAAUGACGAUAUGGCCGACAACUCAGAGGCGGAAAGAACGAAUGAAAUGGAAAGCGAUGGACAAGAAGAUCAAACCGGUAGUGCGUUUGGCGAAAGUGUUCCCCCCGCAGAAGCAACUGGCGAUUAUACAAAUACGUCAUUUCCUCCUGGUUCCGAAGAGGAAACUAGACCGCAAUCAUCAAGUGAGUCUUCGCGUACACGCUCUUACUCACUGGCCCAACAGCCUCAAACCAGCUUUGAUGAAAGGCUCAUGGGGUCAUACAAUGGCCCGAAGAAGCCACGUCUCUCAAACUUUGCCGAUUUGAAAGACUCACUCAAUACCUUUCUUGACGAUGUGGACUUCUCGGACAUACGAAGCACUUUACCUGACUACCCUCCGCGUACGAGGAAGGCAAGCUCUUCUACAACAUCACAUCCCCACAAACGAGCUAGAUUUGCCGAAUACGCUGAUGGAAAGUCCAAUGCCGAGACCCUUCAUACGCCAGUAAAUAAGGGGUUCGUGCGAGAUUCCACUGCCACCAUUUCGGUCUCUGAUUUGUCUCCGAAGAUGGAUGAUUCUGCGCUAAUAUUUUCAGCUAACAUACCUUCAUUGACAGUGAGCGAGGACACAAAAAAGACAGACUGGGAUGAAUAUGUACAUCAAAUCCUAGAGUAUCAACAGAAGUUUGCAAACUAUAGGAAAGCUGUCAUGGGCUACCAGAUGGGAAGACUUAAUAAGGACGAGCGUCAUCAUAACAUUAUUUAUUCAGAUACGUCAUGUCUUGAUGUCUACCAGUCAUGCUUGUUCAACGACGUGCUAUUGUUGCAAAAUUUUACACGUGCAAUGCAGGAAUUCCGCCAAACGCUUCGGACAUUCCAUAUCAAUUUUGAGGCUGUGAACAAAAUGAGGGGUAAGAUUCGAUAG
Metschnikowia bicuspidata var. bicuspidata NRRL YB-4993 is the source of this 1827-nucleotide messenger RNA. RefSeq names its product cell envelope integrity TolA family protein. The record is from RefSeq and is a predicted model, not a curated record. Bases 1 to 1827 code for a protein of 608 amino acids. NCBI's taxonomy places the organism in Eukaryota, Fungi, Ascomycota, Pichiomycetes, Serinales, Metschnikowiaceae. Gene Ontology annotation, cellular component: endoplasmic reticulum. Gene Ontology annotation, molecular function: misfolded protein binding; protein-folding chaperone binding. The transcript has 2 exons.